ACUGUUGUGUUGUGAAAUUUGUUUUCUGCGCCGAGGCAGCAAUUCAAAAAUUAUUCUGUAAAUAAACUUCCUUGAUGGCUUCUAACAAGGAAUCCCUUAUAAUAGUGCUAGAUGUGCGCACCUGUGCCGCCGAAGAAGUCAAACUGAAAUCGGCAAAAUGUGUGGCGGAGAUUCUUAAGGACAAGAUCGUCUGCGACAAGAAGGACUAUGUGUCCUUUGUCCUGGUGGGGUGCGACGAUAAAGAGAAGGAAACCCAACCACAUGUGGUCCCAUUUGGAGACCCUAAACUUUGCAGUUGGCAGCUGCUGCUGGAUUUCUUCGAGUUUGUAAAUAAAACAGCCUGCGAGGAAGGACAAUGGUUAGAUGGUCUCCAGGAGGCACUGAAGCUCCAGGAAACCGCACUUUCAUUCAAGCCCGCCAGACGAAGGAUUCUCCUGCUCUUCGAUUUCAAUGACUUUCCGCAGGACUACAAAAAGUUCAACGACAUCACGGAUGACUUGCUGAAAGAGAACAUCGAUUUGAUUGUGGGCUCUCAUAACAUAGCCUACAAGGACAAUGCCGAGACCGAUCAGCCGCAGGCCAUCUUCAACUUCUCGCGGAAAUGCGGCUCCGAUGAGCUGGAGAACCAGAAGCACGUCCUCAGCCUUGUACCCCGCUGCAAUGCCACGUUGUGCAGCUUCAAGGAGGCCCUGCUCACCGUUUUCAAGGUAACCACCCGACGACCCUGGGUGUGGAACGCCAAGCUGCACAUAGGCAGCAAGAUCUGCAUCAGCCUGCAGGGCAUGAUAGCCAUGAAGAACCAGACGCCCGUAAAGCUGGUGAAGAUCUGGGCGGAGAAGGACGAAACGGUGACCCGGGAGACACGCCACUUCAUCAAGGGCAGCGAGGUGACGCCGCUGCCUGAGGAUCUGAUGGCUGGUUACAUGCUGGGCGGCACUCCGGUGCCCUACGACGAGAACGUGCUGGAGCCAAAGGAACCGUAUCCGCCAGGUCUGCAUUUCUUUGCGUUCAUCAAGCGAAAUGCAGUGCCAGAUGAGUACUACUGUGGAGCUUCAUUGUACAUGCUGGUGCACCAGAAGAAUAACAAAUCGGCCGCGGUCAAAAUGGACGCCCUGGUGCGUGCCCUCAUCGCCUCGGAUCGGGCCAUCAUCUGCUGGAAGAUCUUCAGCACCAAGUUUAAUAGUCCACACAUGGUGGUGUUGCUGCCCCGCCUAGGAGACGAUACUCAUCCGGCUACUUUGUACAUGCUGGAAGUUUCCUAUACGAGCCAACACCAUUUCUGGGAUUUUCCCAGUCUGCGAACGAGCAAGACGCAGUGCAGCGAGGAGCAGCUGCAGGCCAUAGACGAGCUAAUCGAUAACACCGAUCUUGAAUGCACAUUACGAGACACUCAGCAACCUCGUCCAUGGGCCCAGAACGAUCUGCUUCCCUUCGACGGACUACCCAGUAUCUUUGAGCAGAAUGUGAUGGACAUCCUGGAGCGAAAAGUUAUUUGGAGUCAAGAUCAGAAUAGUGAAAUGCUGAAGGAAAGGAAUUUCGCAGAUGUUUUCUGGCGGGUCCCGGAACCGCUAGAAGAAAAAUCAAAGAGGGCGGCUGCCCAUGUAAAGAAGGUAUUCCCACUGCGCUACAGUCGCGCCUGGAAGGAAAAGCUGCUCGCCAAAGAACAGGCAGAAAAUGGUGUGCCCGUCAAGCAGGAACCAGCGGAGAAGGAGAUCCCGAUGCCAUCGGAUGGCGUUGGUCUGACCAAUCCCGGCUCAGAUUUCACGCGCAUCCUGGCAAGCAUUCGAUCCAUCGCAAAUGCUACCCAGCGUGAUGCCCGUUUCCAGGCUCUAGCUGCCGAUACCCGAGUGGUCAUACUGACGCUUCUGGAACGCAAAAAGCUCAACAGCGAACAGCUGGGCGAGAUCAUCGCCUUGUACCGACAGAGUUGCAUGGACUUUAACACCUUUGUGGAGUACGAUAAGUUUGCCGAGGAGCUGAAAAAGAUCACGUUGGCCAAGAAGCACAGCGAGUUUUGGCAGGACGUCAUGGUGGACAAACAAUUGGGACCUCUGGUCAUGGGCGAACUAACUCUGGACGACGAAAUUGCCCUGAAAGCCUACUAUACCGUUGAGAAUUUGCAGGAUAACGAGUCAAACGAGGUAGAAGACAUGGAUAAGUGACUUAUUAUAUAUAUUUAUAAGGAGCAAAUGUUUUAUCCUUCGUCAUUUAUACACUAUACUUUACCUUUACUUGAAAAUAAAAUUGUUAUUAAAUUUAUAUUUUAAACUCAAAAA
Drosophila biarmipes is the source of this 2276-nucleotide messenger RNA. RefSeq lists its product as uncharacterized. Gene Ontology annotation, molecular function: telomeric repeat DNA binding; double-stranded DNA binding; damaged DNA binding. NCBI's taxonomy places the organism in Eukaryota, Metazoa, Arthropoda, Insecta, Diptera, Drosophilidae. Gene Ontology annotation, biological process: cellular response to gamma radiation; cellular response to X-ray; double-strand break repair via nonhomologous end joining. The transcript is spliced from 5 exons. Bases 75 to 2162 code for a protein of 695 amino acids. Gene Ontology annotation, cellular component: Ku70:Ku80 complex; nucleus. The record is from RefSeq and is a predicted model, not a curated record.